AGCGCCGGCAUUUGGGACAGCCCUGCGAGAAGUUGAAGAAUCGUGAUUUCGUCACUCGGUGCCGACCAAGCGGGUUGGUGAUCAGCCACUUAUCAAAAUGGAAUGCAAGCAAUGGAUGUUCCACCAUGGCAUGCAUUUAACUACUGUACGGAAUACAGCCCGCACUGCAUCGAAACAUCGCAUGUGGCGUCAGACGAACCGGUUCGACCCGUCUCGCGCAACGUUGGCUCGGGUUGGUCCAUUCAGUGCCAUUCAAACAUCCUUGGCCAGCGAUUGGGCGGCGGGAUCGACAGGACUGCUGACCUUGAACGGCGUGACUGGCACGACUUGUUGUUGGGCCACUGUGAUGAGCCACUGUGGGCGUGCUGGGGGAGCACUGCGAAACGGGGAGCAUGGAAACCUGGAAGGUUCCCAAAGCAUCGAUUGGAUGGAUUAUGUGGUCAGGAGAGGGAAAAGCGGAGGGAAGAGGGACUGGUGGAGCAGAGAGAGCGGCAGAGCCGAUGUCCCGUCGGCCACGCGACCGUUGCGAGUGUGUUCUCCGUUGCCGACAAUGGGCAAAUGGCUGGUGCCCUCACGCGCGCGGCGGGAUACGAGCAUCGUUCACACCAAAAGUGGCCCCAAGCUGCCCAGAUGGGAGACCCCCCUGUCUCUCAUCCCCCUCCUACCCCUGCCAGCCCCUUCCCGUCCGCCGCGCAAUCUGGGAAAACCAACUUUUGUUGCUCAGCCAUCCUUUCUCUCAACAUACUCCAAAAAGCCAUCUCACAAAUAAAUCCACUCGUUUCCAUUUCCCCGCUCUCGUUUACCAGUUGAUUUGAUUUUACGUUCGAUAUCAUACACAGCACUACCAAGCAUCCAAGGUAGCUAGCCCAGCCAGCUUCCUCAAUUUCAGCACGGGUAAUACAUUUCGACCCACCCAGGUCACACGGCAAACCCUUCAUUUCGCUGUGUUUGGAACGAGCCUGUCUUGCGCCUUGGUCGCCUUGCAUCCGAAACCGUCGGCUCGGCCUGGGCGAUCCUCGAAAACUCGACACGCUCCACGAAUAAUAGAGGAGG
This is a messenger RNA of Chaetomium fimeti, 1053 nucleotides long. RefSeq lists its product as uncharacterized. The record is from RefSeq and is a predicted model, not a curated record. Lineage: Eukaryota; Fungi; Ascomycota; Sordariomycetes; Sordariales; Chaetomiaceae. The coding region runs from base 103 to 810 and encodes 235 amino acids. The transcript has a single exon.